Messenger RNA from Colletotrichum truncatum, 1056 nucleotides. Its product is annotated as mediator of rna polymerase ii transcription subunit 19. Gene Ontology annotation, cellular component: mediator complex. Gene Ontology annotation, molecular function: transcription coregulator activity. Gene Ontology annotation, biological process: regulation of transcription by RNA polymerase II. Lineage: Eukaryota; Fungi; Ascomycota; Sordariomycetes; Glomerellales; Glomerellaceae. The record is from RefSeq and is a predicted model, not a curated record.
AUGUCGUUCCACCCUCGAACCCCUCAGAGUCCUUCUCAGUUUUCUCCAGGCACUUCCGAUCCCGCAUCGAGUAUGAACAGUUCGGCCCCGUCGACCACCACGACUCUACCGACUCCCGCCCACAGCGUCAACGGAAGCGCAUCGCAGCCCUCCGAUAUGUCACAGGAUAUCAUCAUGGGCGACGACUCGCCUCAUAAGCGCAAGCGCCCGCUCGAAGAUCUGGGUGAUCGAGAGCAGAAGAAAGUCCACAUCGAGGAUAGCAAAAAUGGUAUCGAGGCACUCCACCUGGAUGUCGGAGAGAAAUACCUACUUUGCCAAACUCCGCACCACGAGAGACUGCCACGCAUCACUGAAGAUCUCUUUGAGAUGUUCGACCUGACUGGCAUUGCCGCAGAAGUCGCUCGCGAAAAGCCCAACGGUGAGAAGAAUGCUCUACGGAAGACCUACAAGGGUCAAAUCAAGAGACUAGGAAUCCUUGGCCGUUUCGACUCUGUUGCCCAAGAAUGGGAUGCUCCGAGGGAUGACAACGGCGAUAAGAAGAGAGAGGUGUACCACGGCUUUAGGGAGUUGUUGGAGAUCCCGGAUGCAGAGUUUUGGAACUCUCGGCAAGAUCCGAUUACCAACGGUCUGUCUGGUACUGUUAAAUCACUUCUAAGCAGAGCAACGACCAUGGCCAAGGGUCCCAUUCCUGUCAAGGAUUGGGACAGCUCGGUCCUGGGAGAUCUUGCACCAGGUAGUGUAGACGCCCUGAAGCAAGGUCUUGCAGGCAAGGCGACCGCACCCGGCACGCCAUCCGCGACCACGCCGAACCCGUUCGCGCGUAAGCAGCAGCAGACAGCUCCAGGUGCUGUUCGACCUCAAAGAACGAAGAAGCGAGGGUACGGUGAGAACAGCUACGAGGGCUACGGAGAAGGCUUCCCCGAUGACGGCUACUCUACAGGAGACGGCGACGACAGGGGAGGCCAAAAACGUCGGAAGAAGGAUAGCGGUAAUGGGCAGGCGUUCCCAAACACGAUGCGUCCGCAAGGCUACGGUUCGAGCGCCGUUGGCGCAUAA